AUGAACGCCGGCGGCCAAUACACGGAUUUUCCGGCGGUGCAAACGCACGGAGGACAAUUUAUAAGUUACGAUAUCUUCGGUAGUCUAUUCGAGAUCACAUCCAAGUAUCGUCCUCCGAUUAUACCAAUCGGUCGAGGCGCUUACGGAAUCGUUUGCUCUGUGUUGGAUUCGGAGACGAACGAGCUGGUUGCGAUGAAGAAGAUAGCGAACGCCUUUGAUAACCACAUGGAUGCAAAGCGUACACUUCGCGAGAUCAAGCUUCUCCGUCAUCUGGAUCAUGAAAACAUUAUAGCUAUAAGAGAUGUGGUUCCUCCACCACUUCGAAGACAGUUCAGUGAUGUGUAUAUUGCCACUGAGCUAAUGGACACUGAUCUACAUCAAAUCAUCAGAUCCAACCAGAGUUUAUCAGAGGAACAUUGUCAGCUUCUGUUGAACUCCUCAGACUACACAGCUGCUAUAGAUGUUUGGUCUGUUGGUUGUAUCUUCAUGGAGCUCAUGAACAGAAAGCCUUUGUUCCCUGGUAAAGACCAUGUCCAUCAAAUGCGCUUGUUAACAGAGUUGCUUGGCACGCCUACGGAAUCCGAUCUUGGGUUUACACACAACGAAGACGCGAAAAGAUACAUCAGGCAACUUCCCACUUUCCCUCGCCAGCCUUUAGCGAAACUUUUCUCUCAUGUUAACCCAUUGGCCAUAGAUUUAGUUGACAGAAUGUUGACGUUUGAUCCCAACAGAAGAAUCACUGUUGAAGAAGCUUUGAAUCAUCAGUACCUUGCGAAAUUGCACGAUCCAAAUGAUGAGCCAAUCUGUCUAAAGCCAUUCUCUUUCGAGUUCGAACAACAGCCUUUAGAUGAGGAACAGAUCAAAGAGAUGAUCUACAAGGAAGCCAUUGCACUCAAUCCAACUUAUGCUUAG
Thlaspi arvense is the source of this 912-nucleotide messenger RNA. Lineage: Eukaryota; Viridiplantae; Streptophyta; Magnoliopsida; Brassicales; Brassicaceae. The record is from the annotation of a GenBank genome assembly.